AUGGUCACGUCGAUUGAAUGUCCCGAGCCCAAUGGCGUUGCUCCCGUGAACGGCACUCACCGUUGUGUCGCCAAUGGCACCCUCGACAUUACAGUCUUGGGCAUGAACAGCGGGACCGCCAUGGAUGGCAUUGACUGCGCCCUCGUUCGUUAUCGUCAGGCGUCUCCUGAAGCUCCUUUGCACAUGGACCUCCUCCAGUACGACGAGAUCCCCGUCCCUCACGACAUCAAAAAGACCAUCCUCGCCAUGCUCCGCGAAACCAAAACUACCCCUUCUCUCAUGUCCCAGCUCAACGUCCAGCUCGGCACCAUGUUCGGUGAGACCGUCAAGCUCUUUUGCACGAAGCACAACAUACCCAUGGACAGCAUCGACCUGAUUGGCUCCCACGGCCAGACCAUUUGGCUUCUCUCCAUGCCCGAGGCUGGCGAGAUCCGGUCCGCCUUCUGCCUUGGCGAGGGAACUAUCAUGAGCAGCCUGACCCACAUCACUACAGUCACCGACUUCCGCAUGGCUGAACAGGCGGUCGGCCGCCAAGGUGCGCCUCUCGUCGCUUUGAUCGACGGUCUCCUCCUUCACCACCUCACCGAGUGGCGCAUCUGCCAAAACAUCGGCGGCAUCGCUAACCUCUGCGUCAUUCCACCCGAUAGCGAGGGUGGCGUCGACGCUAUGGUCGACUGGGACUGCGGCCCGGGCAACAUGUUCAUCGACGCCGCGAUGCGCUACUUCACCAACGGCGAGAUGGAGUAUGACCGCGACGGCGAGUGGGGGGUACAGGGUACCGUGAACCAGGCAGUAGUCGAUAAGUUCCUCGACAAUAACAAGUACUGCAACCGUCUGCCUCCCAAGACGACGGGUCGCGAGGUCUUCGGCGACAACGAGGCCCAGGAGAUAAUCGACGAGUGCUUAGCCCUAGGCAUGAGCAAGUACGACACCGUCGCCACCAUCACCCGCAUGACAGCCCAGAACAUCGUCAAGCAGUACCGCACUUUCUUCCCGAAGUUCAAUAUCGACAUCGACAAGAUCGCCGGUGUCUACAUGUGCGGUGGUGGUGCCCGAAACCCGAAUAUCAUCAAAUACCUCAAGAGUCAGCUACCAAAUUCGAAGAUUCUCAGGCUCGAUGAGACAGGGGUGCCUUCCGAUGCCAAGGAGGCUGUCUCGUUUGCUCAGCAGGCUCUCGAGGCUAUUCUGGGCCGUGCCGCUCUGGUUCCAAUUAACAGCGACUCGUUGAUGCCCAACACCAUCUCGGGUAAAAUUGCACCAGGAUUGCGGUGGAGAGAGGUCAUGGCGAUGGCAGUGGAAUUCGGAAAAGGUCAAGGACAGCUGCCGACGGUCAAGGAGAUGGUGAUCGACCGGCCGUACACCGCUUGGAAACCUUAA
Molecule: messenger RNA, 1377 nt
Organism: Penicillium canariense
Lineage: Eukaryota; Fungi; Ascomycota; Eurotiomycetes; Eurotiales; Aspergillaceae
Product: UPF0075 family protein
Exons: 2
Coding region: 1-1377 (458 amino acids)
Biological process (GO): peptidoglycan turnover; amino sugar metabolic process
Molecular function (GO): phosphotransferase activity, alcohol group as acceptor; ATP binding
Source: RefSeq, a predicted model, not a curated record